GAAAGGUUUACUUGAACGAAAUCCUCACAGUCAAAACAGUAUGCAAACCAAACAUGGAAGUGGGAGGGGUUUAAAGCGCUCUUUUGUCAGAUGAGAGGUGUGCAUCUGUCAGGUUGCUUACAGAGUCAGAGUCCAGACCGUGUAAUUUUAUCAUAUCCACACUGCUAACAAGCCCAGCUAGAGCCAUGUCGUCCCUCUCCGUCCCGCCACCAAAAUGUCUCCAGAAAACCUUUGUGGCUCCGCGGCGACACAUGUUUGGACCCGGACCGUCCAAUGUUCCUCCUCGCAUCUUAGCGGCAGGGGCCGAGCCCAUCAUCGGUCACAUGCAUCCAGAAAUGCUCGAGAUAAUGAGUGACAUCAAGAGUGGGAUCCAAUACGCCUUCCAGACCCAGAACAACAUGACAAUAGCAGUGAGUGGCACAGGACACACGGCCAUGGAGUGUGCCAUCUUCAACGCAGUAGAGCCAGGCGAAGGGGUUCUCACCGCGGUCAAUGGGAUCUGGGGAGAACGGGCAGCGGAGAUGGCAGAGAGGAUAGGUGCCAGAGUUAAUUCCAUUGUGACUACUGCAGGGGGCUAUUUCACCAGUGAAGAGAUUGAUCAGGCCCUGGCCAAACACAAGCCUGUGCUGUUCUUCCUAACCCACGGAGAAUCCUCCACAGGAGUAGUUCAUCCACUAGAUGGCAUUGGAGACAUAUGUCACAAGCACAACUGUCUGUUUCUCGUUGACUGUGUGGCUUCAAUGGGAGGUGCCCCACUUUACAUGGACAAACAAGGUAUCGACAUCCUGUACUCUGGCUCACAGAAGGUCCUAAAUGCCCCACCUGGGACCGCUCCCAUUUCCUUCAGUGAAAGAGCAUGCCAGAAAGUAUUCAAUCGGAAAACAAAGCCAGUGUCGUUCUUCCUGGACAUGACCUGGCUGGCAAACUACUGGGGCUGUGACGGCAAACCUACUAGAAUAUACCACCACACUGCGCCUGUGUCUGCCUUCUACUCUCUCCGGGAGAGUCUGGCUAUCCUCGCUGAACAGGGUCUGGAGAACUCCUGGCAAAGACACAAGGAAGUAGCACAAUACUUUCAUGAAGGCCUAGAGAAAAUGGGCCUCAAACUGUUUGUGAAAGACAAGAACGCCAGGUUGCCCACGGUCACCACUAUAGUAGCACCCCCUGGAUAUGACUGGAAGGAGAUCACCAGCUACAUCAUGAAGAAUCACAACCUAGAGAUCUCUGGAGGACUGGGACCAUCCGUUGGCCAGGUGCUGCGUGUGGGACUGAUGGGGGGUAACAGCAGCAAGGCCAGUGUUGACAUGGUGCUGGAGGCCCUGAGAGAUGCUCUCAGAUACUGUCAUAAAAGCAAAGUAUAACAUGGCUCAAACUCUUCCAUAAUAGCAAGGUCAAAGUCUGGAUCAACAUUGUAAACCGUCUCUUGCAAGGUCAAACAUGGCUAAAACACUGCCAUAAGAACAAAUCAUAACAUGGCUGUCUGAAAGUCAGUUUAAGUCAGCUUUGAUAUCAGGGAAGAACAAUUAAUGGAUAUAUGUUGAAUCAAAAAUAAUAAUAAUAAUAAAGUAUGAUUUGUUUGUUUCCUCUGAUACAAGUGUUGUGUAAACUUCUAAUCAAAUACAUGUUAUUAAGUGAUUGUGUGUUUUCCUUUCAUUUGAUUAAAAACAAAGCAAUGUUCUCAAUG
Salvelinus namaycush (lake trout) is the source of this 1684-nucleotide messenger RNA. It is a transcript of the gene agxta, whose product is annotated as alanine--glyoxylate and serine--pyruvate aminotransferase a. NCBI's taxonomy places the organism in Eukaryota, Metazoa, Chordata, Actinopteri, Salmoniformes, Salmonidae. Gene Ontology annotation, molecular function: L-alanine:glyoxylate transaminase activity; L-serine:pyruvate transaminase activity. The transcript is spliced from 11 exons. The coding region runs from base 186 to 1361 and encodes 391 amino acids. The record is from RefSeq and is a predicted model, not a curated record. Gene Ontology annotation, cellular component: peroxisome.